Saimiri boliviensis boliviensis (Bolivian squirrel monkey) is the source of this 1172-nucleotide messenger RNA. RefSeq names its product transmembrane protein 178B (gene TMEM178B). NCBI's taxonomy places the organism in Eukaryota, Metazoa, Chordata, Mammalia, Primates, Cebidae. The record is from RefSeq and is a predicted model, not a curated record. Gene Ontology annotation, cellular component: membrane.
CGGCCGCGCUGGGUUCGCCGCCGCUGGAGGCUGCACCUGCCCCAGAGGAUGCCCAGGAGCUCGCGGGAGCCUCUCCGGAUCAGAACUUUUUAGGCCGCCCGCCCCCAUCGCCGCAGUUCCCGGGCCGCGCACUGGUAGGUGGGGGCCGAGGGGGCGUAGCGGCGCGAGUCGCUCUCCUGCCCCCUCCCCCAGCUCGGCCGCCCCCCGCUUUGUUCCGGGCGCGGCGAGGGAAGGCGAGGCUGCGGCGGAUCAUGCCCAUGGUGUAGCCGCCAAGCGGAGGCAUGGCUGCCGGAAGGUUACUGCUCUACACGGGCCUCUCGCUAGCGCUCUGCGCCCUCGGCAUGCUGGCCGUGGCCAUCUGCUCGGACCACUGGUACGAGACGGACGCCAGGAAGCACAGAGACAGGUGCAAGGCCUUUAACACCCGCCGGGUCGACCCCGGCUUCAUUUACAAUAAUAACAACAACUUGCCGCUCCGGGCGAGCCGCUCGCGCCUGGACCGCUGGGAGGGCAAACUCCUCCGGGCCCGGAAUCGCCGGCAGCUCUUCGCCAUGAGCCCGGCGGAUGAGUGCAGCCGGCAGUACAACUCCACCAACAUGGGCCUCUGGAGGAAGUGCCACCGGCAGGGCUUCGACCCCGAGAUCGCCGCCCUCAUUCGGAAAGGAGAAAUUGAGCGAUGCACGUACAUCAAAUACCACUACUCCUCAGCAACCAUCCCCAGGAACCUCACUUUCAACAUCACGAAGACCAUCCGUCAGGACGAGUGGCAUGCCCUACACCUGCGCAGAAUGACGGCUGGCUUCAUGGGCAUGGCGGUGGCCAUCAUCCUCUUUGGCUGGAUCAUCGGCGUGCUGGGCUGCUGCUGGGACCGAGGCCUUAUGCAGUACGUGGCAGGGCUGCUCUUCCUCAUGGGAGGAACCUUCUGCAUCAUUUCACUGUGCACCUGUGUGGCCGGGAUCAACUUUGAGCUGUCACGCUACCCACGCUACCUGUAUGGACUCCCCGAUGACAUCAGCCAUGGCUAUGGCUGGUCCAUGUUCUGUGCAUGGGGGGGCCUGGGCCUCACACUCAUCUCGGGAUUCUUCUGUACCUUGGCCCCUUCUGUUCAGCCUGUCCCGAGGACCAACUGCCCUAAAUCCAGACCCGAGAAUGGGACAGUGUGCUAAAAAACA